CUGGUGAAGCAUUCUGGGAGACGUAGUCUCUUUUUAGUUACUAGGGCACUUUCUUUCCCACGCUACCAGCUGUAGCUGAUAGACAGAGGGUAUAGGGCCAAUGGGAGCGAAGCAUUGAAUAGAAAGGGCGGGCUUUAAACUGAACGACUCGGGACUGAGGAGGACGCGGGGAGUGUGGGUCCCCGACUCUACCCAGGUCACUAUGAAAGGCUUGUACUUUCAGCAGAGUUCACCAGGAGAAGAAAUUUCGUUUGUAUUUCAGGAAAGGGAAAAUCUUCCUGAUAUAAAGGAUAACUAUGUGAAACUUCAAGUGAAAGCUUGUGCUCUAAGCUGGAUAAAUACAAAGCUUUUAUCAGAAAUGAAACUGGAAAAGGAAUUUUUUCCUGUUGGGAGAGAAAUUGCCGGAGUUGUACUAGAGGUUGGAAGCAAAGUAUCAUUCUUUCAUCCAGAUGAUGAAGUAGUGGGAAUUUUGCCAUUGGAUUCUGAAGAAUCUGGUGUCUGUGAAAUUGUUAGAAUACAUGAGCAUUACUUGGUACAUAAACCAGAAAAGGUCACAUGGGCUGAAGCGGCAGGAGUGAUCCGUGAUGGGAUACGUUCCUACACAGCUCUGCAUUCUCUUUCUCAUCUUUCUCCUGGAAAAUCAGUGCUCAUAAUGGAUGGAGCGAGUGCAUUUGGUACAAUAGCUAUACAGUUAGCACACCACAGAGGGGCCAAAGUUAUUUCGACAGCAUACAGUCUUGAAGAUAAACAAUAUCUUGAAAGACUUAGGCCUGCAAUAGGACUAAAACAACCCUUGGUAGUGCGAGUGAUAGAUGUGUCUAAUGGAAAAGUUGAUGUUGCUGAAAGCUGUUUGGAAGAAACAGGUGGCAUAGGAGUAGAUAUUAUCCUAGAUGCUGGAGUGAGAUUGUAUAGUAAAGAUGAUGAGCCUGCUUUAAAAUUACAUCUGUUACCACACAAGCAUGAUAUCAUCACACUUCUUGGUGUUGGAGGCCACUGGAUAACCACAGAAGAAAAUCUUCAGUUGGAUCCUCCAGACAGCCACUGCCUUUUCCUUAAGGGAGCCACAGUUUCUUUCCUCAAUGAUGAAGUUUGGAAUUUGUCAAAUGUACAACAAGGGAAAUAUCUUUGUACGCAUCUUAAAAGAUGUAAUGGAGAAGCUAUCAUCUGGUGUUUUCAGACCUCUUUUGGAUGAACCUGUUCCACCAUAUGAUGCCAGAGUUUCCAUGGAAAUUGUUCAGAAAAAUCAAGCAAGAAAAAAACAAGUUAUCCAGUUUUGAAGCACUAUUUCCUGCUAAGACAAGAAGCUCGAAGCUAUAUGAUGUAUUUGAAAAGUAAAUUAUUGUGCAAACAUUCUA
Messenger RNA from Phascolarctos cinereus (koala), 1355 nucleotides. RefSeq names its product crystallin zeta like 1 (gene CRYZL1). The record is from RefSeq and is a predicted model, not a curated record. Lineage: Eukaryota; Metazoa; Chordata; Mammalia; Diprotodontia; Phascolarctidae. Gene Ontology annotation, molecular function: oxidoreductase activity.